ACUGGAGAAGCAAUAGCACCCUGAAAAACUGGUGUUCCAUGCCAUGUAGCCGACGACAUUCAAAUUUGUAGCGAAUUGCUGCGUCCGGUCGGCUAGCAAUAAGAACUGGUGUUGGGCUCGCGUCUGUCCUAUAAUUUGCUUGAUGUCCUCUCAGGCUGACUCGGUCACUCGGAGGUCCUCAAUAACGUGGUUGACGCGUUGAUGAAUGACUAGCAGGAGCAGCCCGGAGCCGUCUUGUAAACCGUGACCACCUAGGUUGCGGGAAGUUGGAACAUCACAUGCCAUGUCAUGAUCUUCAUUCCGGACCCCAAGCGGGCCAAGCCAUGCCGUCUCUACAGUGACCGACACUCACAUAUAUAAUGUGUUCCUCAUUCUACGCCAAAACGCGUAACAUCUCAGCUCAGCUCUAACUUGCAGGAUGGUGGUCGCUAGAAUGCCACUCUCAUUCUCUGCUCUUCUCGCGUAUGCUGCAAUUGCGGGCGCAUGGUCAACGUUCGUUGUCCCACAUACCGAAGAUACAGAUGACACGCCUGCUCUGGUGGCCGCAAUUUCUCAUUACGCGUCUGAUGCGUCGAUUGUGUUCGAGGCUAACACGACUUACAACGUGUGGUCCCCAAUCACGUUUCCACCUCUCACGAAUGUCGAGGUGGUGAUUAGCGGGAAUUUGACAUAUCCGACGAGCAUCGAGACUGUGCAAGGGUAUGUUGCUGCUGCUAACUACUCAGGUGCAUGGUUCUCGUUCACUGGAGGAAAUAACGUCACGCUCCGCGGCAAUACUGACCCUGACUGGGGCUGGGUUAAUGGACAUGGCCAACAGUGGUGGGAUAUUAUGCAACAGACAAACCGACCUCAGGGUUGGCUGUUUAAAGAUGUUACAAAUGGGAUCAUCAGAGAUAUGAAGUUAUACAAGCCUAUCGCAUGGAAUUUUGCCACCACAGGAACAAGCAAUGUGCAUAUCUUCAACAAUAUCAUCCUGGCCGGUUCUGACAAUGCCUCAUUCCCAUUCAACACGGAUGGAUUUUCAGCUGGAGGCACCAAUUUGCUUUUCGAAAACAACCAUGUCGUUAACGGAGAUGACUGCUUAACUGUUACCAGUGGCGCCAAGAACAUCACUUGGAGAGAUAGCUACUGCGAGGGAUCGCAUGGUCUGUCAGUCGGUUCACUUGGCGAGGACGGUCAAGUGGCAUCCGUAGAGAACGUAUUACUUGAGAACACAAUUAUGAACCGUACUCUCUAUGCAGCUCGUUUCAAGAGCUGGACUGGCGGAAACGGUGCUGCUAUCAAUAUAACAUGGAAAGAUAUCACAUUCAUCGACGUGAUGUUCCCUAUCUACGUGACCCAAAACUACUGGGACCAAGAAGACGGCCCGCCUCCGAGCUCCUCGUCUGUCAACGAGACUCACAUAGAAAACUUCCUGUUCGAUCACUUCGUUGGCGUAAUUAACGAUACGCCUGGAUACGUGGAAGGCUCAUGUGUCACAGACCCUUGCUGGUACUACGUAUCUGGUGCAACAGGCAAGGAAGCCGUCAUUUUCGACCUGUACCCCGACACCGCGACUAACAUUGUCGUGAAGAACUUGGUUGCGCGCACACUAAGUGGUGCCCCUGUUGCCGCAAUGUGUAAUUCUUCCACGAUCUCGAAUAAUGUUGGAUUUGUGUGCUGGAAUGGUCCGUAUGUCCCUACAUAGGCUGAUUUGUAAUGUGCACGAGUUCUUUAUACUUGGAUCCAAUCGAAAGACUCUUAGAUUCA
Molecule: messenger RNA, 1749 nt
Organism: Suillus subalutaceus
Lineage: Eukaryota; Fungi; Basidiomycota; Agaricomycetes; Boletales; Suillaceae
Product: glycoside hydrolase family 28 protein
Exons: 16
Coding region: 419-1687 (422 amino acids)
Biological process (GO): carbohydrate metabolic process
Molecular function (GO): polygalacturonase activity
Source: RefSeq, a predicted model, not a curated record